Molecule: messenger RNA, 1251 nt
Organism: Hirsutella rhossiliensis
Lineage: Eukaryota; Fungi; Ascomycota; Sordariomycetes; Hypocreales; Ophiocordycipitaceae
Product: transposase-like protein
Exons: 2
Coding region: 1-1251 (416 amino acids)
Molecular function (GO): protein dimerization activity
Source: RefSeq, a predicted model, not a curated record
AUGGACGUUGGCCGACGUCGGCUGCGCUGCAUAGGCCAUAUUAUCAACCUGGUCGUGCGAGCCGUCAUUUUCGGCUCAAACGUUAGCAGAUUCGAGGCGGAGCUUCGUGGCGCGACGGAUGAAUUCAGUUUCGAAAUCUGGGCCAAGAAAGGGGCCAUCGGCAGACUCCACAACCUUGCUACCUACAUCCGCCGGACGGACCAGCGAAGGCAAGCGCUCCGGCGCUUGCAGACCGAGCUCGCAGGGGACGAUGCUAUAUUUACAUUGGAGAUUGUUGUUGAUGGCAAGACACGCUGGAACUCCAUUCACAUGAUGAUUAACCGAGCGCUCGAGCUGCGCAGCGCCAUUGAACUGUAUCAAUCUCGCUGGCAAAAGCCGAAGAAUGAUCGCGUCCAUCGUGACCUAACGAAAGAUUUCCUCGGCGCUGCGGACUGGGCGGAACUGGAGCGCUUCCACAACUUCCUGAAGCCGUUUUACGUCCUUACAAAGACAAUGGAGGGCAACGCCAACAAUGCUAGCGCAGAGGGCGGGCACGGCGCGGUGUGGGAGACCCUCAAGACAAUGGACUAUCUGUUUGUCAAGUUCAAGCAGGCGGCGGAGGAAACUCGAUUCGAGGAGCCCUCCCAUUUUAAGUCGGGCAUCGACUGCGGGUGGAGGAAGCUCGAGGACUACUACGUCAAAACAGACCGUACUCCUGUGUACCGAGCCGCCCUAGCACUCCAUCCAUCGUAUGGGUACGACUACUUCGAGCGGCAUUGGAAAAGUGCGAUGAAUAGGCCGCAAUGGUAUAGCGACAUGCAGUCCGCUGUGGGUAGCCUAUUCGACGAAUACGCGCGACAGGCCGAAGUCGAAACUCAAGCUCAAGCGGGACUUCUGGAAGGCGAUGUUCAGAUUGAGGCUGAGGUCAACGACUACAGUUCCUUUGGGAAGAGGUCGAUCCGCUCAUUGAACACACAACGAAAGAAGGUCAAGGCAGUGACCGAGCUGGACAUAUUCCAGACGCGGCCAAUCUACGCCCACGAUCUCGACGUGGCAGACCCCCUUGAAUGGUGGAACAGACAUCAAUUGGAAUAUCCGGUCUUGUACAGGAUGGCACUGGAUCUGUUCUCAAUUCCUGGUAUGAGUGCUGAGUGCGAGAGGGUGUUCAGUCAGGCGAAGAAGAUGAUUACGGACGAACGCAAUCGCCUGGCGCCUGAGGCAGUCGAGGCAGAUCAACUUCAAAAGCAGUGGCUAUUGAGAGGUCUGGUGUAA